This is a messenger RNA of Diospyros lotus (date-plum), 2272 nucleotides long. Its product is annotated as MLO-like protein 10. The transcript has 15 exons. Bases 238 to 1881 code for a protein of 547 amino acids. The record is from RefSeq and is a predicted model, not a curated record. Gene Ontology annotation, biological process: defense response. Gene Ontology annotation, cellular component: membrane. NCBI's taxonomy places the organism in Eukaryota, Viridiplantae, Streptophyta, Magnoliopsida, Ericales, Ebenaceae.
AACAAUACUUUCCCUCUCUUUCUCUCUCUCUCCUGUUUGGAACUUUGGAUCUGGAAAUUGUUAAAGAAGCACUGACAAUGAAUUGCAGUCUGACCGACGUGCAGUGGCAUUUAUAGUCACAGCAAGCAAUUUUCUUUGCCUUUUGUCAUCUACGCGUUUCUUUCUCUCCUCUCAUCUACUCUGAAGCUCAAAUCAGACACACACGCAUACACACUCUCUCUCUGUCUCUCAGUGAGUAUGGCUGGGGACAGCAGUGGAAGGGAGCUUGAUCGGACGCCGACGUGGGCUGUGACCGGAGUCUGCGCCGUCAUCAUUAUCAUCUCCAUUGCCCUGGAGAAGAUUCUGCACAGAGUUGGAAGGUGGUUCACAGAAAGGCACAAGAAAGCUCUGUUUGAAGCUUUGGAGAAGGUUAAAGCAGAGUUAAUGAUUCUUGGUUUUAUCUCGCUACUGCUGACUUUUGGGCAAUAUUACAUUGUUAAAAUCUGUAUUCCCUCUAAUGUUGCCGACACUAUGUUGCCGUGUUCUUCAAAUGACAAAACCAGUAAGGCAGAGGAGCAUAGAAGGAGGCUCUUGUGGUAUGAGCACAGAGUUUUAGCUGCUAGUAGCUACAAUUUCAAAUGCAAAGAGGGAAAGGUGCCGCUCAUAUCUGUAAACGGACUGCAUCAGUUGCACAUCCUCAUAUUCUUUUUAGCAGUCUUUCAUGUGGUAUACAGUGCUGUCACAAUGGCACUUGGAAGACUAAAGAUUCGUGGGUGGAAGCACUGGGAACACGAGACUUCAUCCCAUAAUUAUGAGUUUUCCAGCGAUCCUACAAGGUUCAGGCUUACGCAUGAGACAUCUUUUGUGAAGGCACACACUAGUUUCUGGACCAGGAUUCCAUUCUUCUUUUACAUCGGAUGCUUCUUCCGACAAUUUUUCAGGUCUGUCAGUAAGUCUGACUACUUGACCUUGCGCAAUGGAUUCAUCAAUGUUCAUUUGGCUCCCGGAAGUAAAUUUAACUUCCAAAAAUAUAUCAAAAGGUCAUUGGAAGAUGAUUUUAAGACAGUUGUGGGAGUCAGUCCCGUCUUGUGGGCGUCAUUCUUGAUUUUCUUACUCCUGAAUGUUAGUGGGUGGCAGGCACUAUUUUGGGCAUCCAUAAUUCCUCUGCUUAUAAUCUUAGCUGUGGGAACGAAGCUCCAAGCUAUUUUGACUAAGAUGGCACUUGAAAUCACUGACAGACAUGCGGUUGUUCAAGGCAUUCCUCUUGUGCAGGGCUCAGACAAAUAUUUUUGGUUUGAUCGGCCACAGUUAGUUCUUCAUCUUAUCCACUUUGCUUUGUUUCAGAACGCAUUCCAGAUAACAUAUUUCAUGUGGAUAUGGUAUGAGUUCGGGCUGCAAUCUUGCUUCCAUGAUAAUUUCAAGAUCGUGAUUUUUAAAGUCGCUUUGGGGGUCGGGGUCCUUCUCUUGUGCAGCUACAUUACACUUCCUCUAUACGCUCUUAUCACUCAGAUGGGCUCGCACAUGAAGAAAUCCAUCUUCGAUGAACAAACAUCGAAGGCCCUUAAGAAAUGGCACAUGGCUGUAAAGAAGAAACAGGGCAGGGGAGGAAAGUCUCCCCCUACUGGAAGCCCAAUAACUGGAUCGAAUUCAAACUGGCACUCCUCUGGAGCCAGACUCCAGCGAUUUAAGACCAUAGGACACUCAGCCCGUUCAACGACUAACGAGGACCGUGAAACAUCUGACUUAGAUGCAGAGCCAUUGUCACCCACAUCAUCAACCGACAACGUCAUUGUCAGAGUUGAUAACGAGAAUCCAGAGACUGAAAUGGUUGCAUCCCAGCCUCGAGCAGACAGCAGAAACGAGGACGAUUUCUCAUUCAAGAAGCCUGCUUCAUUCAAGUGAAGUCGGUGCUGAUAAUUCUCGCGUCCCCCUUCCAAUUCUUCCAUUACGCGAACUCUUCUCGAUACACUGUGACAAAAUACAUGAUCGUUGUUGGAUUACAGCUUCGGCUUGUCUUGUAUAUGCUUGAGCUCGACUUACACUUGUUAAAUCCAGAAUUUUGCUACUGUUGUAAGAUAUUCAGUUGGCUUUCUGGACGGCGAAAAAUAGAUGGUAUUGAUGCAGAAACUGUUCGAAAUCGGUGUCCAUUGCAAGCUGGUUUUGUGACUGAUUUGUGUAGAGAGUGGAGACAUAACUGGCUGAAUUUGAUUUGAACUUGGAGAGGAGGGUGUCCCUUUGCACUGUCUUGGAAUUAAUGGAUCUUAAAUGUGUGAAUUGAAAACGUCUAAAAAAU